ACUCGCUUCAAAGGCAUAUUUCAUAAUACGGAACAUUCGAUUUUCGCAUUUCACAUCAGAAACAAAAAAGAAAUGGUUCUUUCCGAGGGUGCUAAAGAGCGUUUGGGAGUCGUUGUGGACCUCGUUCAAACCACAUUCCACUGGGGCUUUGUACCAAUGGUCCUCUAUUUAGGAUUCUCAAAGGGUGCAGAACCCGGCAUGCCACCACUGUCGAUUCUGAGCCUCUUGUGGCAAUAAGGAGCAUUAAAUUGACAAAUUAUUUUGACGUUGACUUCUUGGCGAUGUCACAAUAGGAACAGUUAUGAAUAAAUAAAUUUAUGUUAAACCAACA
Messenger RNA from Drosophila grimshawi, 331 nucleotides. RefSeq names its product mitochondrial import receptor subunit TOM7 homolog (gene Tom7). NCBI's taxonomy places the organism in Eukaryota, Metazoa, Arthropoda, Insecta, Diptera, Drosophilidae. Gene Ontology annotation, biological process: protein import into mitochondrial matrix. Gene Ontology annotation, cellular component: mitochondrial outer membrane translocase complex. The transcript has 2 exons. Bases 73 to 237 code for a protein of 54 amino acids. The record is from RefSeq and is a predicted model, not a curated record.